AUGGUACGGGCGGCAAAGGCAAGUACCGACAUAUCGAUGUGUUCCCUGGGCAUUAACGACGUCGUUUUGUCGAUAGCAGUGGACUACUUCAUCAUCAACAUGUCUAUCAAGGCUAUUGCUACUAUCGCGCUUGCGGCUGGUCUCGCUGCCGCAAAGCCCAUCAACACCCCUGCCAAGCGCCAAAUCGGCUUCAACUCCGUCGUCAACGGCUUCAACGGCAACGACGGCGCCUUCAACUUCAUCGACGGCUUCAACAACUUCAACCAGCAACAACAAGUAAUCCAGAUCCAACAGGAGAACCUCCAGAUCAUCGACAACGGACGUCAACAAGCCGUCGUCCAGCAAGUGGAGCAAGUCCUCAUUGUCGACCAGGUCAACAACGGCUUCAACAACGACCUCAACAACCUCUUCCGCAAGAGCAACUUCCAGAACCAGUUCCGCGAUGUCGCCACUGUUACCCUUGUUGUGCAGGAGAUCCAGAUCGCCAUCGACGACGGCCGCGGCAACCAAGUCCAGCAAAACAUCUUCGCUCAGUCCGCCGUUGUCGCUAACCGCGGCGCCCGCGAGACACAGACUGUCAUGGUCUUCGACAGCCGCACGCUGAUCGCCCAGGACAUUCUCGGCGGCGACGCCUUCGGCAAGCUCGGUGGCUUCGGCGGUAUCGCAGGCGCGACUGGCGCGUUGGACGGCGCAAUGCCCACCAAGACAGCUGGUAUCCAGCUCUUCGGUGCGAAGCCCACUUGGUCGGCUGUUGCCGAGGACCCAGCUGCGACUCUCGGUGCUAUCUGGCAGGGUGCUCUCCAGGACCUUCAGGAUGCGCAGAACGACGAGGCGGACAACAAGCUCAACGAACAGAUUGCUGCUGAGGAGUUGAAGGCGCUUCUCGAGGGUCAAGACGGCCAGGACGACAACAAGGACGGUGAGGACAACGCCGACGACAAGGCCGCUGAGGAGGAAGCCAAGAAGGCGGAAGAAGAGGCCAAGAAGCAAGAGGAAGAGCAGAAGAAGGCCGAGGAGGAAGCUGCCAAGGCCGACGCUGAGGAGGCUAAGAAGCAGGAAGAGGAGCAGAAGAAGGAAGAUGAGGCUGCUAAGCAGGAGGCUGAGCAGGAGAAGAAGGCUGAGGAGGAGGCCGCGAAGAAGGAGGCGGAAGAUGCGAAGAAGGCAGAGGAAGAGGCUGCUAAGAAGGAUGCCGAGGAGCAGAAGAAGGCGGACGAGGAGGCUAAGGCUCAGGAUGAGGCGGACAAGAAGGCUGAGGAAGAGGCGAAGAAAGCUGAAGAGGCGAAGGCUGCUGAGGAGAAGAAGGCAGAGUAA
Molecule: messenger RNA, 1311 nt
Organism: Alternaria novae-zelandiae
Lineage: Eukaryota; Fungi; Ascomycota; Dothideomycetes; Pleosporales; Pleosporaceae
Exons: 4
Coding region: 1-1311 (436 amino acids)
Source: RefSeq, a predicted model, not a curated record